Staurois parvus is the source of this 316-nucleotide messenger RNA. The record is from the annotation of a GenBank genome assembly. NCBI's taxonomy places the organism in Eukaryota, Metazoa, Chordata, Amphibia, Anura, Ranidae.
UUCUGUCCCAAAUACCAAAUUCCAGGAUGGGAGACAAUGGAGGCUGAGUUAAUGCCUGUCCUAGAAGAAAGAGAGAGCUUUUUCUUUCUGCAGCAGAGGUACGUUAAUGACAUAAUGUAUGAAAUUGUAUAUACUGUAUCAGGGGCGGACUGACAACUCAUGGGGCCCCCGGGCAAUAGGGGAUCAUGGGGCCCCUGUGUCCUUGCCCAAACUCCAAAAAACCAAUGAAAAAGGUACCAGGGGCAUCUCAUGGGGCCCCUACUGACCCCGGGCCAUCGGGCAGUGCCCGAGUUUCCAAAUGGUCAGUCCACCCCUG